This is a messenger RNA of Brassicogethes aeneus, 1250 nucleotides long. Lineage: Eukaryota; Metazoa; Arthropoda; Insecta; Coleoptera; Nitidulidae. The record is from the annotation of a GenBank genome assembly.
AUGAUUAUAUUUUUAUCGGGUUAUAGACAUGCCGAGGUUAACGCAAAAUACAGCGAAGAUUUGGCGAGAGAAAGUCUAGAAUGGAUUGCAUCUAUAACCCAAGAUGAUAUUAAUACAGCCGGUGAUAUGGACAAUUUUUAUGACGUACUUAGAGACGGCACGCUUUUAUGCAAGGUUUUUGAAAAUGAAGAUGAUCUUCUAAACCACCUUAAAUUUCGAAAUCAUAAAUUUCCUGAAAUUAGACAAACUAUAGGUGAUGUUGCUAGAAUGGAAUUUUUAAAACAAAAAGAUGUUUUAACUGCAACUAGUUCAACAAUAUCUACCUUCAAUAUAUGCCCAAAUGAAGAAGAUAAAAAUACUUUUUUUCGAGUAUAUGCAAAAGGGUUCGGAAGGCGCAAAAUUAAAAAAUCACGUUUUAAUGAAAAACAAAAAGAUUUUGUUGGCAACCUUUUUGAAGAAGCAAAGGUACAAUACAACUUUGGGGAUAGGUUAAACAAAUAUUGGAAAUAUUCCCCAACACCAGAACAAAACACAAAGUGCUUAAAGUACUUUUCCCAGCGAUGUUGGCAUCUUCAGAAGCAAAGUGAAGAUGCCAACAUCGUUGGUGAAAAAGUACUUGGGAAUAUUUCUAAUACUUGUUUGAAAGUAAGAUUGGUAAAUACAAUUAAGCCCGGCAGUGUAAAGAAAGUCAACACUUCCGCCAUGGCCUUCAAAUGCAUGGAAAACAUCAACGCCUUUUUGGAAGCUGCCAGAGACUUGGGAGUUCCCGCUCAAGAAACAUUCCAGACCGUCGACCUGUGGGAGAGGCAAAACCUCAACUCGGUGGUCAUCUGCCUUCAGUCGCUAGGAAGAAAGGCCGGCCAGUUUGGAAAGCCCUCGAUCGGGCCAAAAGAGUCCGAGAAGAACGAGAGGAUGUUCUCCGAAGAGAAGCUCAAGGCUGGCCAAACAAUCAUUGGACUCCAAAUGGGAAGCAACAAGGGAGCCACUCAAUCGGGAAUCAACUUUGGAAACACAAGACACAUGUGAAGCAAAUACUCCUUCUAAAACCAUAGAUUGUCAAUUCGUUUCAUAUUUAUUUCCUACCUUCAUAACUUAGUCUGUAUAAGUUACAAAAAUGGGCACAUAAACAGUGCCAAAAUUAUUUAUAUGAAGUUAAAUAAGAUUACUAGACGUUAUUUUUUUAAAUAUUGUUAAGACAUUAAUAAAUAUAGGAUGUUAUUUCAAUAGGACCAAUAAAACUUAAGUUUAAA